CUUCAGCUUCCGGAACCGUUGAUUUUGUUUCGGCUUUACAAUGAGUUCAUUGGACUUGCAAAAGAAAGCCAGAAUGUUAAUGAGGAAUUGGAUGCUAAACAAGCUAGCCCCAAAUCAAAGAAAAGACAGUCCAUUUGUAUUGAACUGAACAGGAUUAUCAUUAAAAUCAAAGAUCUUCUGAAACAACUGCCUGUACCAAACUAUAACACUCUUCAGUACCUUAUUGGACACCUUCACAGAGUUACAGAACAAUCUGAUGAAAAUAAAAUGUCAGCCAGCAACCUCGGCAUAAUAUUUGGCCCAACUCUAAUCAGGCCACGUCAAACAGAUGCUACAGUUUCUUUGUCAUCGCUUGUGGAUUACCCUUAUCAGGCCCGGAUGGUGGAGCUGCUCAUAACAUACUAUGAAAAGAUAUUUGAUGUUUCAUUGAAACCACUUCUGAGCACAUCUCAGUCUGAAGAAACUGCCAUUACAGUCAGUGUUUCUUUAUCAGCAGAAGAGAGGGAGCCACAGCAGCAGAGGAAGUCACUUGUUGCUGUAAAGGAUAGUAUUCUGAUAGCUCCAAGUGAAAGCGAAGCUUCAGAAAAAGCUGCAUUGUUCUUGGAAUUGAACAAUAGCAAGAAUACAAAAGAUCAAGUAGACACAUCUGUAACUGAACAUGUAUCAUUGCCAUUCACUGGAACUAAACUGGAAGUCUCUGGAAAGAGUAAUUCUGUGACAGAAUCAUCAGCUACCAGCAUUUUGGAUAUUAAUAUUUCUGCUCCAAAAGAGCCAGGUGAUGCUGCAAGUCCAGCUUCAGAGAGAGACAAUGAUUCAUUUGUUUCUCCAGGUGAAGACAGCUGUAAAAUUAGCUUACUUCCUGCAAAACCUAACCGUCAGAUUACCAAAGUUCCGUUGCGGGCUCCAAGGACAAAACCAGCAACUCGCCCUGUGAGCCUACCUGUAGACCGAAUACUUUCUCCAUGUGUUUUGAAUGAAAGAAAUUCACGAAAUGCAGGAGCAGUAGGACCAGAGAAGCUUGGCAGGAGCCCUACUAUUGAAGAAGUUUCAGAGGUGAAGGCACUUUCUGAUGUUAAUACCUGCUGCAGACUUCCUUGUUACGACACCCAGAUGCUGAGAAAAACUUGGGACAAGCAAUAUAAACAGUAUGAUAUCACAGCAAGGACAGCAAUGAUCGUGACUAAUGUGCCCCAGGAGAACCAAGCACUUGAGAGUGGAACUGCGGGUGCCUUACCUUCAUCGUGCAGCACUGGUAACAAUUCAGCUAAUGCCAUUCUUCCUAGUAAGCCAUAUUCUGUUUCUGUCAGGUCAGGAAGGACAGCAACAGAAGGGAAUGGUCCCGAUGCCAAUCCUCUUACUGCUUUCAGGGCACCAAGAACAUUGCAGCCACCCCCAGGGACAUUUUAUAAACCACCUUCUAACAAAUCAAAACAAAAUGAAGAGGGUUCUUUUGCUAAAGCUUGUGCACCAACCAGUGCUAGCUCUGUGCUUCACCAGGAUAAUACUGUGAAACUGGCUAGGAGCUCUGCACUUCCAUCAGGUGAUCCUGAACAAAACACAAAUGAACAAAAAAUUAGCUCAGAGGAUAUUCACCCCACAGAUCUGAAGCCUACUUAUCAGAGACUGAGACCAAAAAGGAUUCAAGAACUGGAACACAGGGAAGCUCAUUUUGUAUAGGGUGCAAAUUUGUCUUGGACUGUAUGCAAUUUGCUGAUGUUGCCAGUGGAGGCUUCCCUUUGUCCUUUAUCCUUUGCCUUCCCUUGAGAAUCCCACUUUUGUGCCAUAUUGGAGUUAUUUUUAUAUAUGCAGCAUUUUAAAAAUGGGGGGAGGG
This is a messenger RNA of Pterocles gutturalis (yellow-throated sandgrouse), 1831 nucleotides long. RefSeq names its product rho GTPase-activating protein 29-like. The record is from RefSeq and is a predicted model, not a curated record. Gene Ontology annotation, molecular function: GTPase activator activity. Lineage: Eukaryota; Metazoa; Chordata; Aves; Pterocliformes; Pteroclidae. The annotation marks the transcript as partial. Gene Ontology annotation, cellular component: cytoplasm. The transcript is spliced from 5 exons. Gene Ontology annotation, biological process: signal transduction; activation of GTPase activity.